AUUAGAUAAACAGACUAAUGCAAUCGAAAAGCAAAGUGUGUAAAUAAGCAGCAGAGAGAAACAGGAGGAGGAGGAGGAAGCGAUACAAAGCGGUAAAAAAAAGAAGACACGGGGCGGCGCCGCGGCGGCGACAACAACACAGCGAGCCAUGGAGCAGGGUGAGAACAAUCUUCUAAUACUACAUAAUGAAUGACCCAAUAAAUACAGAGACAUGUCGAAGGCUACAGCAUCUACAAAGAGUUGCGGUGUGGAAACUGAAGAAGGCGAAGAACUUGGAAAACAAAAUGCAUGUGUAGGAAAAAUUAAAACACCAACUGUCACAUUGCAAGAAUGGCAGCAACAACAACCAUUCAUAGAAAUGGUGGACUCUCCUAGAGGAGAGGAAAAUGCAGUACAAGAGGGAGAGGCUUCUUCUAAGACGGACAAGGAGGAGACAGAAGCAGACAAGUGUCACAGUGGGAGCCACUCAAGUACUGUCAAUGAAACUACAGCAGAAAAAAUAAAUGUUGAAGGAGAGAACAAUGGAGAGGAGGAUGAGGAUGAGAUUGAAGAUGAGAAUGAGGAUGAAGGAGAUGAGGAAGAAGAGGAACUUAAGAACAACAGACUGAAUAAAUUGAAGGAACUGGAGCUUUUGGAAGAAGAGCAUGAAGAGGAGGAUGAGGAUUAUGAAGAAGUAGAAGAAGAAGAGGAGGAGGAGGAGGAGGAGGAAGAGGAAGAGGAGGAAAAUGAAGAUGAAGAUGAAACUGAGGACGAGGAUAUAGACGUAGAGAAUUCUGAUCAAGAAGAGAGAAUUGAUGAAGAGACUGCAAAAGAGAAUAAUGUAAAAAUAAAUGAAAAUGAAGAAUACAAAAAGGACAUUAGUGAGAGGCAAGAAAAAAAAGUUGAUAACCAUGAAGACAAAAAAAUAAAGCAAACUGUAAAUACAACAGCUGAAGAAGAAGAAGUAGGGGAAGAAGAGGAAGAGUGCAGUGGUAAAAUGAAGAAAGGAGAUGUUGACCAAGAAAAAGAAGAUGUAGUGGAGGAAGAGGAGGAGGAGGAGGAGGAGGACGAGGACGAGGAGGAGGAGGAAGAAGAAGAAGAAGAAGAAGAAGAAGAAGAAGAAGAAGAAGAAGAAGAGGCAAAUGUCUGCACCCCAGCAUGGAGGAGAGAGGAGAUGACAGAGACAGAGACAGAGGAUUCCGAGGUGGAAGAUUUUCCAACAGAGGGACUGCUGCAGGAGCUCCACUUUCUCAAUGCUAGCUGUGAAAGACCACAGCUGCAGAAGUGUCCCCCUUCCCAGGUGCAUAAAACUCCUAAGAAGCAGAGGAAGCUGGACUUCACCUCUCCAGCCAAAGACUCCAGCAGAGUGAGAAGAGGAGGGAGUAGUGUUAAGAGGAAGCGGGGCAGCAGGAGCACCACCCCGUCACCCCGCAAAUAUGGGCCAGGCACAGGCCAAAGUCCAAAGGCAAAGUACAGCAAGAAGAGCCCUGAAAUGAGAGCGAUGAAGACAGUGGAGGAGGACAACAAGAAUAGCUCUAGCUCUGAGGAUGAGGAUGAUGAUGAGGGUGCCUUGACCAUUGUGGCACAUGAAGAGACACCUAAAAAGAGGAAAGGAACGCCCUCUCCCAAGUCACGAAAGAAAAUGCGUGGAGAGGGAGGCACAGAGCCGGGGGAGGUGCCGCAGGAGGUGAUUGAGCUGAUCCAGUCAGGCAUAGAUGAAGUGCUUGAGGAGAAGGCCGAGCGCACACACCUCACUGCCAUCCAUGUCAAGAACAUCAUCAAGAAUGUGAUGACAGACGAGAAUGUCUUGACGAUGGUGAGGAACACAGUCCUGGGCAUCCCUGUGGGUGGCUCAGCGGAGUCAGCGGUGUACGAGCCAACCCUCACCCGUGCCAAGACCAAGGAGCUGAUGGAGCAGCAGGCAGCAGGCGGCAUCCAGGGCAACAUCUGGGCUGGACUGUCCAAUCACACAGCCACAGUCACCAACACCUUCACCCCAGAAACUCAGGCCCUUGUCUCGGUGGACUUCCCCGAGGAGGAUGAGGAUGAAGAGUACAAACCAGAGGCUGAUGACCAACUCCACAGUGAUGAGGAGAGUUUAGUGUCGGCUGCCUCCCCCUGCACCCCAUCCAGUGUCCAGUCUGCCUCCACACCCGGCUCCCACCGUAGCAUCAACACCCCGUCCUCAAGCAGAAGUGGUGUUGGGACGCCCUCCAGCCAGCAGCCGAUGAUGUUCAAGACCCCUAGCAAUUCACAUAAGAAAAGUGUUCAGCGUGUUCUCUCCUUCGACAAGACAUCAAAACAAGAGGAGGUGGUCAGUCAGCGAACGCGGUCAAAACUGCCGCUGACAGAGACACCGCUGGAGUGCCUGGAGAUGGCCUUUCAGCCCCCAGACGUGACUACGGACAUGUACGAGACGGAGGUGGACAAUGAAGAGUGGAAGGAGUUCCUCAUCGACUUUAUCCACCCACUGAAGAGCACUGAGAUUGGAGAGGAUGAGGAGGCUGACCCCGAGUACAACAUUCUGGAGGAUAAGGAGGAUGCUCUGGACCUGAGAGAGGAGAUGCGAGGAGACCGAGCUGUCCAGAUAUCCAAAAAGGAAAUCCACCAGCUGAUGACCGAGUUGCUGGACACCCUUGAUGGGGACGAGAGAACUGAGCCUAUCAGGGCUCACCUCUCCCAACACUUUGUUUCUAAAGAGGCAAAAAAGUCACCCUUUAAGAGUCCUCACAUAUGCCAGCCAGAUGAAAACCAGGAAGAUGGGCCACCGCCUGCAGCCAUCUGGGUGGAGGUGCUGACAGCUAAAUUCUCCUCAACACAACUGGAGGUGUUACAGUGCCAGAUGGCACAGCAUACGCAGCUGUUGACCACCUCGGUGCUCAUGGCCCAUCGCAGCCACCAAUAUCCGGAGCUUAAGAGUGUGGCAGAUGCCUGUGUUGAAAAUUUGGAAGAAAUGAAGAAGAAUUCAGAAGCCAGCCAUUACACAAAUUCUUACUUCUGCUCCUUCAACCUCCAGUCAUCCCUUGACAUGAUCAACAGUCUUAAAAGUAGAGACUCAGACACCAAGAAACAAGAGCCGGGCAACAGCAGCAGUAGCAGCUCCACUGAUAUCCCUAAUGAGCUUGUGGAGUUGGUGAUGAACUCUACAGCUUUCCCUUACCCCGAACUGCUACCGACACGCAUGUUCCAAGUGCCCAUCAUGCGUGGCUUCAACAAAGUCAUAUUUGUCCCUUCAGAAGACAUGCUGCUGGCUCUGGGCCUGAAGUAUCACCUGAGCCCAAAGUACUUUGAUGAUAAGUACAAAAGGACUCAGCACCAGAUGCUGAUGGAGGCACUCAAUGAGACCACCAAGAGCACCCUGGUGGCCAAGACUCUUCGUCAGGCCGUGAACAGAGUCAGGAACAUAAAGAGCCGUUUACGGAUCACUCCCAAUAAUCCAGUGCUGAAAUACCUUGAAACUGGAACUCUGGACCUUCCUCCUUCCAAAGUUGAGCCACUUCUCUCCAGUGUCCCAUGUCCUGUCAGUGCCUUCCCAGAAGAUACAUUGAAGAAUCCCUUUAAGGCUGUGGUGAAGAAGGAGCAGGCUAAGAUGAGGGCAGCACUACAGAAGACAGCACGUGAAGUAGCCUACCAGGCUGCCAAGGCUCUUGAACGCAGGACCUUGGAGUCUAAAUUCAAAGGCAUAGGAGGAAUACAGAACCAGAUCCACAAUAUUGUGAUCAUCCAGCCUACACCAGGAAACCUGGUGAUGCCUGCAUCCCCCUUUUACACCACCCCUACACUACCAUUACAAGCCAUUGUUAAGCUGCCAGAGACACCAACAUUGCCUCUUAAAGAAAAUAGUCAGCCUAAAAAGGAUGUAUCAAGUUCUCAGACUGUAAUGUCAGAGAAUGGGCACUUUGCUCGAACUGUAACAUCAGACAAACAAGCCAUGAAGAAUACCAGUGAAGACAAAGGGAAAAGCAACCCUGCCAACUUAGCAGAGAAUGUGAGGGUCGAGAAUACUCCAACCUGUGAUGAAACAGCGGCAUCUCACACAGAAAAGGACAAACCCUCAAGGGACCUGUCUGUGAGUCAAGCACAAAACGAGGAAAAGAUCUUGGAGGAAAAUUCCAUAGCCCAGUGUGAGUCUUUGAUCUCAGCAAACAAAGACACAGAGAUCCCAGCACAUGACAGUGAUUGGGACAGCAAUGAUGAUGGUGAGGCAGAAGGGCCAGGAAGCGACAGGGUAGAGGUAGGAGGAGAAGCAGUUACCCACAUGGAAGGAAAUACUGUAGUGGAUGAUGAAAGACAACUCCAAGAAAGUGAUAAACAAAUAAAUGACACUAAGUCUGUGAUAAAUACUCAGUCAGAUGCCACAUCUAAAGCAAAUACUGUGAAUAGUGAAUCUGCCAGUGAAUCUCAAAGCAUCCCGGAAAAGGAGAAAAAUGAAGGUGCUGGUACUGAAAAUAUCUCGCUGCCACAAACCUCACAGGCAAGUCCAGUUUCCCUUUGUGAGAGCAGCCCUCCUUGCACCCCAGAGAAGCUUUCCCCAGCAGCCCCACCUUUCCCAAGCCAGCACCUGUAUCUGUGCACACCCUUCACCACCCCACAGAAGCUUGGGGACCAGACCAGUAGCCCCACAAGCCACUCCACAUCCCCCCUCUGCACACCCAUCCUCACAGCACCUUCCCCAGCUGGCUCUGCAGAUGAAGCACUUCAGGGACUCAGACAAAGAAACUUAACAGCUGAGUUAGAGACAUCUGAAGAACCACACAGAGCAUCAAGCAGUCUAGUCAAGAACAUGCCAUACAGUCAGGGGCAGAAUGUUGAUGCAGUUACAGGCAAAGGAAAGGCCACAACACCCCUACGAAGAGUGACGGAGAGCCCCAUCAUUGACCGCAGUGGUGCUUUGGUUACAUCAGUGUAUGAAGUUCCGGUUUUGAUGAAGGAGAAAGGGAAACGGUCACUCCGCUUAAUCAACAUCACUCCUAGCAAACCUGAGACUCGCCAUCGCAAGAUUUCCCCAGCAAAGACUUUCAGGUCGCCAAUAAAGACAUCUCCAAUGAAACAAGUCUCGCCCAUCCUGCGGAAGUACCACAAAUAUUCUCCCAAGAAGAGGCACAUCAGAUCAGGAAAGCUCCUGCCAAUCUUGCCAAAAUUAACCAAGCCAUCAGUGCACCGCAGACUGGCCCCCAAGCCCCAGAAGGUGCUACCGCCCACUGAGGGGCUGGAGAAUGCAGGCGCCCAGGGAAAGGGACCUCGACACCCCUCACGAUGCGAGAGUGUGCUGCACAGACCUGAGCAAAACCAAGGAGAGAACAGCGACCUUCUUCCCCUUGAGGACCAGCUGGGAGGAGAUGGGGCAAACACGUCCCCUCGACCCCCCACAAGGCAGCACCGCAUAGAGGAUGACUUUGAAGAGGACACUCUAGAGGAGGAAGAGGAGGAGGAAGAAGAUGAGGAGGAGGAAGAUGAAGAGGAGGAGGAUUUGGCAGCAGAACAACAACGAGAGGAGCACUUGGCAGCCCUCCUGAAGGCCUCCUCGACCAUCACUCUGAGGCGGGGAGGUGGAGGAGGGGGUGAUGGGAUGGGUGGUGAACAUGGGGAGCGAAGACUCACAAAGCAACAACGGAGGCUUCAGGCACGCAUCUCAGCCCUGGCCUCCAUCCCUGACCCAGCCGCUCAGGACAAGCUCAUGGCCCAGAGUUACCUGAUGAGAGUGAGGGAGGCAUUAGUGGCCCAGGAUCCUGCUACAUUCAAGAAGUUCCUUUUCAUCCUUAAUGACUUCACCGAGAGUCCUGAGAAGAGCCCAAUCCAGCUGUACAAUCAACUGUGUGAGGUUUUAUCAGAUUUCCCACAACUAUUGGAAGAGUUUGUGGCCUUUUUGUUACCCCAGCAAGCCAUCGCAUUGGGAAAGUAUGCCCAGUACUGCACCAUCCACCGAAUGAGAGACUUUCUGGAGAAACUGGAGCUUCAGUUUGGCAAGCAGCCGCAGUACAUUCAGAAGAUUGUCCGGCUGCUGCAGAGCUUCCAGGGGCGGCCUGACCUGGACUUGGCCGAGGUGAAGGCUGCCAUCACCCCAUUGCUGCGGUACCCUCACCUAGUGGAGUCCUUCACCCAAUGCUUCCCCUCUCAGCCACCACCACCCAGUUUGCAGAAUGACUUUGAGGACUUGCAGCUGGACCGGUCUGGCUCGGUAGACAGCAUGGAAGACUUGGUGCUUCCUGAUGAUGAUGCCAACUCCUCCCCCAACCAGUGUGCAUGUCCCUGUCACUCCACUGCCCCCUCCAUCCAGCCCCCCACCCAGCCAGCUGCCCAUUCACAACAGAUGCGAAUUGACCACUGCCACUCCUGUGCUCUCAGAUUCUCAGAAGGGCGAGUGUACCUCCAGUGUGGCAAAACAUUGCGGCCGGCAAGAGUCACCUACACAGAUAGCCGGAGGGGAGUCAAGGUGACACCCUUCGGGGAGUCCAGCAGCGAGGUGCAUACUGAUGCCAUCAAGGAGUCUGCCACUACUUGACCCUCCAAACAGUAAAAUUCAUACAUCUGCUCAUUAGCAUCUCAGUAAUGGACUUUCCCAUCCUCUCGCCUGAUAGAUUGUCGUAGAUCUGUCAAGUGAGAACACAUGAACAAAUCAUCAUCUCACAUUGGCAUUGUUGUGCUUCAUUCCAUCUGUAAGACACUUUCUUCACAAUUACAUCAUCUCUUUCUUGGUCUUCUACAUGGCCUCUCCUUGGACUGCCAUUCCAUAAAUUCCCUGACUAUAUUUGAAGAUGACAUUCAUCUAACAUGGGUUCAGCUACUCUGUAAAGGUGAUUUUUUAUUACAUUACUGAGCAAACUUUUUCUCUAGGUCAGAGACAAGCAUGGAAGCUUCAGAUAAGAUUGCAUCUGCUCACACCACCUUAGUAGUGGACUAAGAUACUAUACAAAGGAAAAAUUCAGCUGUGCUUCCAAACUAUCUCCCAAAUACUAUGGUUAGAGAUAAAAAUUGUGAUAAGAAGUUAGAUAUUAUAAUUAUGGUCAAUGCUAGAUAAUUUAAGAGGGUUACAAAGCUUGCACCUUAAAUCUUUGAUUGGAAGUCCAUACAUAUAAAGAGGUAAUACAAAAUAUUCCAGUAUUACAUUUGAUAAAUCAAAGGUUGUUUUUCUCUUGAACUUAAAAUGAUGGCUCUUGGCCUCGGGUGCUGCUCCUACAAAGAAGUUUAUUCAAUUCUUAAUUUUCUUUGAUUUUUAAGUGUAUUCAAAAUAGAUAGGCUGUAUAUGUAGAUGAAUGAUUAGCUAAAUGAUGCUAACAUCAUCAUGAGUAUCAUCAUCAUCAGCAGCAGCAGCAGGAGCACCCAAUUUCUUGCAUCAACUAAAUAAACAAGAUAGCACUGACUGCAUUGUAGGCAAAGGAGUAAAGAUGACCCCAUGAAGUGGGCCUCACCACACUCACCCAUGGCAAAUUUAAACCAUUUACAAGACAUAUUGGCAAAGAUGAUGAUGUUUUUAUUAUUGUAGAGGUGAAUUUAAACCAAAUUAUAUAUUUUUAAUACAUUA
Eriocheir sinensis (Chinese mitten crab) is the source of this 7501-nucleotide messenger RNA. Its product is annotated as GON-4-like protein. The record is from RefSeq and is a predicted model, not a curated record. Gene Ontology annotation, molecular function: transcription coregulator activity. Gene Ontology annotation, biological process: regulation of DNA-templated transcription. Gene Ontology annotation, cellular component: nucleus. Lineage: Eukaryota; Metazoa; Arthropoda; Malacostraca; Decapoda; Varunidae. The coding region runs from base 212 to 6481 and encodes 2089 amino acids. The transcript has 25 exons.